Messenger RNA from Plasmodium gonderi, 651 nucleotides. RefSeq names its product variable surface protein. NCBI's taxonomy places the organism in Eukaryota, Apicomplexa, Aconoidasida, Haemosporida, Plasmodiidae. The record is from RefSeq and is a predicted model, not a curated record. The transcript is spliced from 2 exons. Bases 1 to 651 code for a protein of 216 amino acids.
AUGAAGGAAACGAAGAAUAUGCGCACUUUUGUUAAAAUACGUGCAUUUCUUAUGUUAACAUGGAUUUAUAGCAUUAUUGAAUUGUCUUCAAUUGGUAAAAUAUUGAGUAAAUCAUACUAUCUAAAUGGGAAAUUUGGAAUAAAAAAUCAACGGAUACUGGCAAAGAAUGGAAUGGAAAAGGAAUUAAAAAAUCCACAAAUGGAUGAACAUAAUUGUUACCAAAGCGGAAAUACAAAUUUAAGAAUUGAAAAUAAUCAUAAUUCAUCAUUUAAUCAACUGGAAAAAACUACCAAUAAAAGUAAUAGUGUUAAUAAAAGUUCUAAAAAAAAUAAAUUAGUUAUGAAAUCAUUGUUAAAGAAUUCUAAUUUAAGGAGUAAAGAAAGAAUUAUAGCAGAAUAUAAAAACAUAAAAAAUAUCAAGCAACGCAUAGAAUUGUAUAAAGCGAGAAGAAGAAGAAAUCGUUUUAUACAUAAUUUUGAAUUUUUUUUCUCAUUUUUUUCAUUUGGUAUAUUUUUAUCCAUAUUUCCCACAUUACUUAUAACAGAUUAUUUUUCAAAAACUCAUUAUAAUUUUUUAGUGUUUUUGUAUUACGGAGCUUGUGUUGCAUUUAUUGCUAUAUUAGCAUUAGCUAUUAUUUAUCUUAUGGAUUAA